Molecule: messenger RNA, 1914 nt
Organism: Aspergillus glaucus CBS 516.65
Lineage: Eukaryota; Fungi; Ascomycota; Eurotiomycetes; Eurotiales; Aspergillaceae
Product: Ytp1 family protein
Exons: 5
Coding region: 85-1815 (576 amino acids)
Source: RefSeq, a predicted model, not a curated record
AGGCGCGCAUCAUUUUUGGCCGUACUGGCGACAACUCUGGCACUUGCAUCACUUGCGAGUGCCCUCCCACAUGGUGACGAUGACAUGCACAUAGGUGGUGGAAUGUCUCACGGCGAUCACGGUGAUCCCACACCGUUACCCAGUGCCCAACCAUCUGCAACCCCGCAGGUCAGCAGUGAUGAUUCGCCAAUGAGCUACUUUGCCUACGGGAAUCACACUGGCACAAUCGUCGCCCAUGUCGCCCUCAUGAUUCUAGGAUGGUGCUUCGUUCUUCCUGCAGGUGUUAUGCUCAGUGUUGCCGGGUCGCGCUUUGCGCUGCCAACGCAAUUUCUCUUCCUGAUCGUCAACGCGUUCGGAAUGCUGCUUGGUAUCGUCUACAAUAACCAAACUCCCGACCUGUACCCAAACAAUGCUCAUCAUAAAAUCGGUUGGAUCGCGUCGAGUGUGGCCUGUGCUCAGAUGGCUAUGUCAUUGAUUUUCACCUACGCCGGAAGAGGCGAUGCCGAUGUCGCCGCAUCUGAACGUGCGGCAUUCAUUCCCGUGUCCACGGAUGAAAUGGCCCACCACGCGCAUUCCUAUCCGACUAGUGCGCUUCACGAAUACAGCUGGUCAGGAGAUAGUGGCCAGGACACGGAACGUGACUCCUCUAUCCACAGUGGCCCUUCUUUGCCCACUUGCGUUCCGCCGUCGGCAGAUUACGUUGACUUUGAAAAGCCAGAGGAGGAUGACUUGCAUGGUGGAAAGCCUGCUGGUUCUCGCAGCUGGCUUCGCAACACGUUCGUCGACCGCUUCUUGGCCAGUCGCGUACCGGGAAUGGUGUCCAGUCGUGUCUUGGGUAUUCUCAACGUGGUUUACAUGGUUAUCGACAGAAUCCUCUUGCCUUUUGGCUUCAUUGCCAUUGCAACGGGUGGUGUGACUUAUGGCGGCAUCAUGAGGGGCAUCCAAAUCUUCAACGGGCUUGCGCAUUUCAUCAAGGGCGGAAUUUUCUUCUGGUACGGUAUGUUGACGCUAGGACGAUGGAUGGGCUGCUGGUCAGACUUGGGCUGGUCCUGGAACGUGAAGCCCGCUGCAGAGAUUGUUGGCAAGGCAAAGGCCAGAGUUCCUUCGGCUGAAUUCGUCGAGUCCCUUGUGAUCUUCCUGUAUGGAGUCACGAAUGUGUUCCUGGAACAUCUGUCGGGCUGGGGUGGCGAAUGGACUGCCCGGGAUUUGGAGCAUGUGUCCAUCUCUAUUUUAUUCUUCGGUGGUGGAUUGUGUGGUAUGCUUUUCGAGUCCAAACGAGUCAAGAACUGGGUAAACAGCACCGUCCUGCAGUAUCCUUCUCAGUUUGCAGCCCAUGGACACGUUGAUUCGGCCUGGCACAUUCCCAGUUCGCAAAGUGUGUCGCUCAACCCGAUGCCUGCCCUGGUAAUCCUUUUCCUAGGCUCCAUAAUGGGAUCGCAUCAUCAAGACUCUAUGGUUUCGUCCAUGGUACAUCAGCAAUGGGGUAAUCUCUUGAGCGGGUUUGCCGUCUCUAGAAUCUUGACCUAUGCCAUCCUAUUCUUGAAGCCCCCGACUUCCUACCUGCCGUCUCGUCCACCCACUGAGGUUCUCGCUUCCUUCUGCUUGGUGGGUGGCGGUCUCAUAUUUAUGAUGAGCACCAGGAACAUUGUCGAAACCAUGAUCUACUACCAAAUAGAAUCCAUGUUCACAAUGACUGUGGGAAUGAGUUUAACGGUAUUUGUAAUGGCCUGGGAGACCCUCAUUAUUGCCAUCAAAGCGUGGGCAACAAGAAGGGAGAUGGCUCCGCAACUGGCUACGUUUCAAUUUCCGGCCUAAAUCUACAGUGACAACAUUCUUGCUUGGCUAUGAAGCGCGCUUAUUAUUGAUCACUCCUUUUUCGCUCAGCCCGCCAUACUCAACGCCGAAAAAAAAGAG